Messenger RNA from Necator americanus (New World hookworm), 306 nucleotides. RefSeq lists its product as uncharacterized. The record is from RefSeq and is a predicted model, not a curated record. Lineage: Eukaryota; Metazoa; Nematoda; Chromadorea; Rhabditida; Ancylostomatidae. Bases 1 to 306 code for a protein of 101 amino acids. The transcript has a single exon.
AUGAGCAAGACAACGCAUCGACGUACAAGCCCAAAAACGUUUGUCAGUGGUGCCGUGACCAGCUACCGGACUUCAUCGCUACUGAGGAUUGGCCGCCCUCCUCCCAGAUCUCAACGUUUUAGACUAUCCCGCGUGGGUUAUUUGGAGGAGAAGGCUUGUGCUACUCUUCAUUCCAACAUGGAUUCACUGAAGACCGCCUUUCGUCGGGAAUGGGAGAAAAUCGAUGUCGACUACGUUUCGCUGUUCGACUCGUUCCUAAAGCAAUUGGGGGCCCUUACCGCAAACCGAUAUACGACUCCGUAUUGA